GUCCUGGUUCAAAGGAUACAGGGAGCUAUGCGCAAGCGCAGUCCGGAGAGUUUGGGGCUUUGAAUGGCUUUUAAUGGUUACAUGGGGGUCUGUUGCUUACAGGUGGAGGUAGAGAAAGCCCAAGCAGGUACGUGGUUUUACACCUGAAAAGAUGCUGACAUUUUUCCUGAUUGGCUUUCUUGUGCAUCUUGUCUUCUUUGCCUCCAUUUUUGACAUCUACUUUACCUCUCCCCUGGUCCAUGGAACAACUCCUCAUCGAGUGCCACAUUUACCACCGGCGAAGCGCCUUGUCCUCUUUGUUGCUGAUGGAUUACGUGCGGACACGUUUUUUGAACUGGAUACGAAUGAACAAACGCGUUCACCAUUUCUCCGAGAUGUGAUCAAACAGAGUGGAAGUUGGGGUGUGUCUCACACACGGGUUCCCACUGAAUCCAGGCCAGGUCAUGUGGCUUUGAUUGCUGGGUUUUAUGAAGAUGUAAGUGCUGUUGCUAAAGGUUGGAAAGAGAACCCAGUUGAAUUUGAUUCUGUUUUUAAUGAGAGCAGACACACCUGGUGCUGGGGAAGCCCGGACAUUUUACCAAUGUUUGCAAAAGGUGCCAGUGGUGACCAUGUUUAUACACACAUGUACCCACCUGAAAAGGAGGAUUUUGCUGCUGAAGAUGCAUCAAGACUGGACACUUGGGUAUUUAAUGAAGUAAAGAACUUUUUUCAAUAUGCCAAAAGUAAUGAGACACUUUCAAACAAAAUGAAGGCAGAUCAGGUUGUUUAUUUCUUGCAUUUACUUGGCCUGGACACAAAUGGACAUGCUCACAGGCCAAAGUCAAGUGAAUACAAGGAAAAUAUCCGAACGGUAGAUAAGGGUAUCCAGGAAGUUGUAUCUGUCAUUGAAGAUUUCUAUGAAAAUGAUAAGAAAACUGCCUUUAUCUACACAUCAGAUCAUGGGAUGACAGAGUGGGGUUCCCAUGGUGCAGGGCACCCUUCAGAAACCCUCACCCCACUGGUUGCAUGGGGAGCUGGAAUAAAUGGGCCUCAGCCAAGUUCAAACCAACAGUUUCACGAUAAUUUUCUGCAAGAAUGGAAACUAAGUGAUAUGAGGAGAUUAGAUGUAAACCAGGCUGAUAUUGCUCCAUUGAUGGCUUCUCUCAUUGGAAUCCCCUUUCCUCUAAAUUCUGUGGGCAUUUUACCUUUGGAAUAUUUAAACAAUAGUGAUCAAUUUAAAGCUGAAUGCAUGCUGACAAAUGCCAUGCAAGUACUGGAACAACUUAAGGUUAAGAUGACUCACAAGAAAGAAACCACUCUGUCCUUCUUGUUCAGCCCCUUCAAACCUCUUCCACCUUCUAAAGAACUCGACAUGCUUCGAAAAGUGAGAGCGUUUAUACAGCAACAUCAGUAUGAUAAAGCAAUCAAACUUUGCAAGUCUCUAAUAAAACUUGGUCUGGAAGGACUCUCUUAUUAUCAUACUUAUGAUCGUGUCUUCUUGGGGAUUGGUGUAGUUCUGGGAUUUUUGGGCUGGAUAUCCUAUGCUUUUGUGCUGAUUGUCAAAUUCCAUACAAGAUUAACCAAGCUAAUCUCCAAACUGGACAAGCUGUCGACUGGCAAUCACCUUCCUGUGAUAUUCAUUGGAGCUGGUGUAAUGAUAACAUUGUUUCUGCUGAUUCAGAGGUGUCCAUGGACCUAUUAUAUUUAUUGCCUGCUGCCAGUCACAGUGUGGUAUGCAGUGAUAAAGGAGUUUAGAGUCAUUCAGAAUGUAAUCAAUUUAAUUUCAACAUAUCCCCCAACAAAAUCCAUUGGCUAUUCACUGCUUUUUAUUCUGGGGAUUGAAACCAUGAUUGCGAGUUUCUUCUACCGUGAAGUCCUUACACUUGGUCUGGUUGCCUUUGCUGGCUGGCCUCUGCAAUCCAAGCUGUUUCAUCGCAAUAAGGCUAUGUCUUUAAGCUGGAUUUUUUUCUGCUUAGUCCUGGCUUUAUUUCCAUUGAUGCCAGUUGUUGGAAGAAGUCCCAAUAUUACCCUUGUAACAGGAGCUGGAUUACUCACUGUCAUCUGCACUUUUGUCUUUUUCACUUCAAUCAAGAUGGCAAAGCAACAAACAGUUGAGACUACAGUGAACAAAAGUGUAUACGUUGCACAGAUCCUGAUCAUUGUCCUGUCAAUCUAUAUUGUGAACACCACACACUCCAGCUUGGCUCUUAAACUUGGAGUGCCAUUAAUCAACCAGAUUAUCAGUUGGGCAACUCUAGCCUCCUCCUUUCUGAUACCUUUGCUUAGCUCAACAUUUCUCUUUCAACGACUGCUAAGCAUAAACCUCUCGUUGAUGUCCGCCUACCUCUUGUUCAGCACAGGAUAUGAAGCUUUAUUUCCACUUCUGCUCUCCUGCUUGACAUUUGUCUGGAUUAAUCUGGAACAAGAGACGAUCCAGCUUCAACAUAUGUCUCCAGUUCCAAAGCUGCCCCAAAUGGAUUUUGCCCAGAAGGCUGACACCACACAGAUUCGACAACUCAGACUAGAUGAUAUAAGACGAUCUUAUUUUUUUAUUUUCUUCAUUGUGACAGCUUUCUUUGGCACUGGAAAUAUAGCAUCUAUAAACAGUUUUGAUCCUGCAUCUGUCUACUGCUUCUUGACAGUUUUUAACCCUUUUGCAAUGGGAGCAUUAAUGAUGUGGAAGAUAUUAAUUCCUUUUGUGAUCGUGAUGUGUGCAUUUGAAAGUAUUCAAGUUUCAACUCAGUUGUCAUCAAACAGUCUUUUUCUGAUUGUUCUUUUAAUCUCCGACAUCAUGGCUUUGCAUUUUUUCUUUUUGGUUAAAGACAAUGGAAGUUGGCUGGAUAUUGGAACAAGUAUCAGUCAUUAUGUCAUCGUGAUGUCCAUGACCAUAUUUCUCAUGCUCUUAAGUCGCUUGGCUGAGAUGCUGACUACUCGGAGAAUUAGACUUCAAGAAAAAAUCAAGCAGCAUUUCACAUAACUGUUGAACAACAUGAAUGAUUAAAACUGAUGUUCCAUUUACACUGCAAAGCUGCAUUUUGGGUUGGAUUAACAUGGUAACAUGGAGUGCCGUUGAUCACACAAGCCCUCUGUCAUUAUCCUCCCUAUGAGGCAGGUGGUGUAAGCAACUGAAUGUAUGAGACAAUUUUCCUAAACUUUGACCAGAGGUUUGUUAUCACAUUGUUUUAAUACCAUCUAAUUCAAAUCAUGUCAAUGUGCAAUUGAUCUAAGGUGGUACUGGGUCCGCUGAGACAAUUUGGCACUGUCAAAUUCAGUGAAAACCAAUUUUAAUCUGGUGGAAUCUUUGUAACCAAAUUAAGCAACUCUGUACAUCUUGCAUGGACAAUUGUAUUCAUAAUAACCUAACUUUACAAUCAGUUGUGGUUAUUGAGCCAUUGGCAUGCCAUUUUUAACUGGAAUAUACCCUUAUAUUUUUGUGUGUGUGAUUGGUUAUGUGCUCCAAUGAAUAGUCAGAACAUGGAACUGGCAAUGUGAUGGAAUAGUGGAGGGAGCAAGUCUGCAGGGGAUUAUUCAGGUGGAGAAAUAUCAAAUUUAAAGAAGAGAGAAAUUCCUAAAAUGAGAAAUACAUUAAAAUAGAUACUGAGCUGAAAUGGGAAAUUUUCUGCAUUAGAUCUGAUUAAGCAUUUUGAUUCUUUUGUUUUGAACUCAAUUUGAUACAUUGGGACUUGUUCUACUUGCUGUUCUGCACUUGAACAUGCUAUAUCAGGUGAAUUUCAGGGGAGUGGUAAUGUAAGUAACACCACAGUUUUGACAUGUCUGGCGUCAAAUUUUAAUUAAAUGGUAUUAGAAGUUGAUGCUUUUAAGACGUAACUAGAUCGAGAUUGAGUUCAAGACUCCAAAUUCAGUUAAAUAUAUGCAUUUACCAGGUAAAUGUGGUUUCUGGGAUUUUUGUGAGCAAAUAAUGUAAUGGCCAAGUUUUGCCUUGAUGGUGAUGUUGCCUUUUAAGUCCAAAAUUAGCUGUAAAAUGAAACUUGCCCUUUUUCCAUUCCUCUCAGUAAGUUUGAAGUUUUUAAUGGGCAUGAUUUGAAUAUGCUGCACUCAACUUGAAUAUUUAUAGACUUGUUAUAUGAUGUGCGUGAUCCAGAUUUUUAUGUUAUAUGACUGUUGAAUAUAAAGAAUUCAAACUUGCUUAGUUACUCUUGGAUUCUUAGCCCACAAGAACAUUUAUUCCCAAUCAUACAUCUGGUUUAUUUUUAAAGUUUUAGGUUGUUAUAAACAUUUAUAAUUCUUUAAAUAAAGAUUUUUUCCUUAUUUUAA
Pristis pectinata (smalltooth sawfish) is the source of this 4254-nucleotide messenger RNA. RefSeq names its product phosphatidylinositol glycan anchor biosynthesis, class N (gene pign). Gene Ontology annotation, molecular function: mannose-ethanolamine phosphotransferase activity. The transcript has 29 exons. The record is from RefSeq and is a predicted model, not a curated record. Lineage: Eukaryota; Metazoa; Chordata; Chondrichthyes; Rhinopristiformes; Pristidae. Gene Ontology annotation, cellular component: endoplasmic reticulum membrane. Gene Ontology annotation, biological process: GPI anchor biosynthetic process. The coding region runs from base 152 to 2956 and encodes 934 amino acids.